UGCAAGCGUGCGGCUUUAUUUCUUUACGUGAAAUCUCGCGAAAAUCUGCUAAAAUCUUUUCAGAAAAAUAAUUUUCUAAGUUUUUCAUUGCUUUAGAAGUCGGAAAAACGUCAAAGCUUUUCAUCACAACAAUUGUAAAUUUUCCGUGAAGCCUAUAUAUGAAUUUUUAUGGGCUUUGCCAAAUAAUUGCCGACGACGACGCUUCCAGUUGCAUUAAACCGAGACAGAGGCGGCAAGGCAGCCAUAGCGAACUGAGAAGUGAGUUGUGGGUACAAUAAAAAGGGAGACAAAGUAAUAGAAAUCGAAAAAAGGUGGAAAAGAAAGUCAGGUGCAUCUUGCUGCGAAGAGCGGACUAAUCGAAGACACGCAUAAAUUGUCGAUGGAUAAAGGAGCUUUUGAAGCUGUUCCCAUAAACCCGCAUUGAUGAUGUACAUUGAAAAUACUGGCCUGGAAGAUAACCUACAUCACAUUCUUACUAAUCGUAUUCCAACAUCGAGCAGCCCAUCAGCAGCUGCGGCGGCGUCUGCUUUGUUGCUGGCGCACGUAAGGGAGGCGGCGCACAACAGCGCAUCGUCGCAAGUGCCAAGGGUGGAGGAGCAGCACAAGCCGUGUAACAAGGAGUGGGUACGCCGCCCAGAACCCCAACUUGUUCCAGUUGAAAGUCUUCAAACAUUGGAUGUAGCCAAGCGCUUGCCUUCUAUACCAAAAGAAGCACUAAACGGUGAAUUAAAAAACUUGGCCAAGAACAAAGAGGAGGAAGAGCCAGAGGAGGAGUUUGAACUUUUAUAUGUAGAGGACAUUGAUCUACCGGAAAGUGAAGCAAACACCUCCAAGCUACGCAGCGAAACAGAAGAGCAGCCUAACGAAUCGGAAAACAAGAAUAGGUCAACGACCCACUUUGUUAUUGAUCUUAAUAAAUUCACUGGUCCGGCAAGUAGUACCGCGGCGGAAGAAGAAGAAGAAUACGAGUACGUGGUGACGCGAGUUGCCAAGAAGAAAAGCAACCGUCUACCACCAACUUCGCUCCAAGAAAGCUAUCAAACAACCAAUAGCCAGCCAAAUUUGCUGCAUUCUCAAAAAUUUAAAAGGCCUGUGCCGGAAGCUAUUCCCAUUGAAAUUCAUCGUCGAAAAUUGGUUGGAGACAUAACAGCAAGCAGUUCUAGGGAUUACAGUGCGGUCAACGGUUUUGAAGGCCCCGACUGCAGUUACUAUUCGGAUUUAGAGACCGCGGCAGCAGUAUCUGACAGAGAUUGUGAUACCGAGGUUUACAACAAAGACGUCCAAAUGGGACUCGACAUAUUAAAUAAAAUAAAACAAAUCUUUAACUGGAACCCUCUACCAAGUCAAACAGAUAUAGCAAGUCAGGAAGGAAAAAGAAAAAGAAGAUCCGAAGACUACUCCGGAGAGAGCGCUAGUGAUCAUCUGAUCAAGUACCGCAAAGUGGAGAAUCGUUUUCCCAAAUACGUCUCUCACACGGAGGAUGACGAUGUAAUGCACAUUGCAGCACCAACGCCACUGAAAAGCAAUUCAUUUAUUUCGAAUAAUAUGUCAUCUGGUCGUCGUUCGGGUAUAGGUACGGCGACUAGUAGUUCGUUAUUUAGUGCCACAGUGAUACGAGAUUAUCGAUUAUUUACAGAUAAACCAGCGUUGAGAAAGUCUAUGUUUUCAGCUCCUACUAUCACAAAACAAGUGAUCAGAAAUACCUCAUAUGCUGACUUCGAAUUUUCUGAUGAAGAUGAACCCCAAUUGGUAUACCCAUCGACGUCAAGGGGGGUACGACACUCCCCCAAUACCUUCAACAUUCCGAUCAUGCAUUCAGAGGAGUUCACCAAGUCCAGCACACAAAGACCACAACCUCCUCCACUGAUUGAAGUAGAAACUGCACGAAGGAGCAGCUACGCUGAUGCUCUGCGGCAGAGUAACGCUCGUGUCCCAAUCUCAAUGGCUGGUCGCCAAGGCCAUCUUUUGGGUGCGAGAAAUAACAGUGUGUCCUCCUCGGGCGAGGCGGCUUCCAUGUCGCAUUCAUCGCGUUUAAUAAAUGGUCUCUCGAGUCUGCGCACAAACCCGAACGUAACACGUUCGUCCAUAUUAGCACAAGAGAAGGAGAGUGAAGAACGUGACAAAUAUCAAAAGCUUCUUGAGCAAGUAAUGCCACGCUUGUAUAGUUCCUCUAACGAAAACAAAAUAUCAACGCUAACUCAGCAAAGAAGAAGAUCAAACAUUUUGUUAGCAGCAGCAACUUCUUCCACUCGUAGCUCCCCAGCCAAUAAUAGACGGUCUUUGGGGCUUAGCCAGUCGAUUACGAAGAGACCACCUUUAUCGUCAACCAUAAAUUUAGACGAUGACGAUGAUGACGAUGUAAGUUUUAACGGCAUAAAGCCCACACCUAGACUGACAAAGGGAAAAUCAAGCGUGCCCACCACUAUUGUCUUAGACGACGAUGAUGAUAUAUCCGAUAUCGUUGAUUUGGAGAACACUGAUCGACACGUCCUGUCACAAUGCGCAAAACUCAAGCAAGAGCAGAACUCUCUAAACAUAUUGGGAGCGAAUAAGGCGGUUCCCCCCAAAAAGAAAGCUUUACCUUAUGUGGAGCCUGUUAACUCUUUUAAGGAGCGCAUCAGUGCUUGUCCGCAUGUGAAGGAGAACUGGUUGGAGAGUUUUCAAUCGAAGUGGUCCCAGCGCAAGCGAAACAUACUAGACGAAGUGAAGGAGACCGUUAAAGUCGCUGACAAGUUAACUUUAGAGCGCAGGGCAGCUGAAGCCGAAAUACAGGAACGUCUGCGGAAGUUCCAAAUUGUCGACCCCGACCUCCUGGUGGUCGAUGACUUUGAAGACGUCUUAGAACCGGAAUUUGUUGAACUGACACAACAACAUGUGGAACGCAUCAAUGCUGCCAUACGUGGUCCUUUAGAUACGGUGCUGGUGUCAAAGUUCAAUUUGAAUAUAACCAGACGAGACAUUCACACCUUGUGCGGUCACAAUUGGCUUAACGAUGAAGUCAUCAACUUCUACAUGAACCUUCUGACCGAACGCGGAGAACUGAAGAGCAAGUCGCAUGGCUUGCCCACUGUCUAUGCCAUGAAUACAUUUUUUGUCCCUCGUCUCAUACAAGCGGGCCAUGCUGGCGUCAAGCGCUGGACGCGUAAAGUUGACAUAUUUUCCAAGGAUAUUCUGCCAGUACCCGUUCAUGUUGGUGGUGUUCAUUGGUGCAUGGCCAUUAUCCAUAUGAAGAAUCGCUCUAUUAAAUAUUACGAUUCCAUGGGCACCCCGAAUCCUACUGUGCUCAAAGCGUUGGAGCAAUACCUCAAAGACGAGUCGCUAGACAAGCGCAAGCAACCCUUCGAUACCAGCGAUUUCGUCAUUGAGUCUGUGCAGGGAGUUCCACGUCAAAUGAAUGGCAGUGAUUGCGGUGUAUUCAGCUGUAUGUUCGCCGAGUACAUAACACGCAAUAAGGACAUCACCUUCUCGCAACAGAACAUGGAAUAUUUCCGGCAAAAGAUGGUCCUUGAAAUAGUCAACGGCGAACUUCUGCAGUAGUUCCCUUCUAGGUCUUCGCAUCGAACCCCACAAUAUUCAUAGUAAUAAGCAUUUGUGCAAAAUUUAUUAGUUUUUAUAUCUUUUGUACGCUCAUUUGUAUUUUUCUUCACUCAUUUGGAUUAUGCGAUUAUUUUUAUUUUCAUUUAUUAAGCUCUCACGUUCCCCUUCCUUCCCCUUUUAUCACCCCGCCACAGUUUUGUUUAGUCCUAACUGAGAAAGUUCUUAAAUUUCUCUAUUUCACAUACUGCUCUAUUUAAGCAGGGUAAUUUCUUUUUGUUUCUCCUUCAAUCUUCUCAAAGUCCUAUGGGAUUCGAGAAUAGCAAUUAUAAUUAAACCAUAAAUAAGAAAAAAAACUUUAAUUUAUUUCUUAACUUUAAUACAAACACACACACACACACACACACACCCUUACCCACAUAGAUAUACUUACAUAUAUUGCUAUAAUAUUAUAAAUAAAUUUGAACAAAGCUAAUCAUUUGGAA
Messenger RNA from Stomoxys calcitrans (stable fly), 4019 nucleotides. RefSeq lists its product as uncharacterized. The record is from RefSeq and is a predicted model, not a curated record. The coding region runs from base 424 to 3537 and encodes 1037 amino acids. Gene Ontology annotation, molecular function: deSUMOylase activity. Gene Ontology annotation, biological process: protein desumoylation. The transcript is spliced from 6 exons. Gene Ontology annotation, cellular component: nucleus. NCBI's taxonomy places the organism in Eukaryota, Metazoa, Arthropoda, Insecta, Diptera, Muscidae.